Messenger RNA from Cutaneotrichosporon oleaginosum, 556 nucleotides. NCBI's taxonomy places the organism in Eukaryota, Fungi, Basidiomycota, Tremellomycetes, Trichosporonales, Trichosporonaceae. The record is from RefSeq and is a predicted model, not a curated record.
UCACUUACUCUCAAGACACUGUCCAGAUGUCGUCUCAGUCAUCGUGCAUUUUCUGCACAAUCGUCAAGGGUAUCUUCAAGCUUCUUGAAACCGAAACUAUGCUUGCGUUCAUGGAUAUUGGUCCCAUCGCGAGGGGGCACUGCCUUGUGAUUCCGAAGUACCACGCGGCCAAGCUAUCCGACCUCCCAGACCAUCAGAUGGGCGACAUCCUCCCUGCGCUCGCGAAGAUAGCCUCAGCCUCAGGUAACGAGAACUACAACAUUCUUCAAAACAAUGGCCGUCCCGCUCAUCAGGAGGUUGAUCAUGUCCACUUUCACUACAUUCCCAAGCCCGCCGACGCCGGCGAUAAGGCGGGUCUCGUCGUUGGUUGGCCUAUCCAAGGGCUAUCUCAAGAGGAGAUACGGACGUCAUACGAUGAGCUCAAGCGUAAGCUUUGAAGGCUCCGGAUGGACAGUACGGCGAUGCGUAGCAAGAUAUGUGACAUGAGAGCCAACGAAGAGCGUUGACACCGAUGCAUCCGUCUCCUUUGCCAUGUCAGACCAAACGCCAGAACAUC